Fomitiporia mediterranea MF3/22 is the source of this 2942-nucleotide messenger RNA. Its product is annotated as CPII coat sec24 protein. Gene Ontology annotation, biological process: intracellular protein transport; COPII-coated vesicle cargo loading; endoplasmic reticulum to Golgi vesicle-mediated transport. Gene Ontology annotation, cellular component: COPII vesicle coat; endoplasmic reticulum exit site. The record is from RefSeq and is a predicted model, not a curated record. The coding region runs from base 18 to 2807 and encodes 929 amino acids. NCBI's taxonomy places the organism in Eukaryota, Fungi, Basidiomycota, Agaricomycetes, Hymenochaetales, Hymenochaetaceae. Gene Ontology annotation, molecular function: zinc ion binding; SNARE binding. The transcript is spliced from 13 exons.
AACUUGGUCAGUUACCUAUGGCAUCUCCCUCUCAACAGCUACCUCCUGGCUGGACAGCGGAAUGGGAUAAUACGCAUCAGAGAUACUUGUUUACUGAGGCUGCCACAGGAAACAGGCAAUGGGAAGUCCCUGGACAGCAAGUUGGAGGUGUGCCGCAGGCGGCUCCUAUAACUCAUUCAAAACGAAGGCAAUAUGCUGCUGGUGCAACUCAGGCAUACUAUGGUCCCACAGAUGGAUAUAGUGCUGACCCAGGGUACAUGGCUGCCGCACCUCCAGUGCCUGGUAUGACCCCGCCUAUAGGUGUUCCGGCCACUGCUGCAGGUGGUGGUCAACUCUUCACUCCUGGUCUGGCUGCAGAAAAUCAAUUCGCAGCUCAGCAACACCAGUUCCAACCUCAGCCGGAAUACAUAAAUGCGCCGCAGGCAGCCCAGCCAACAUUCCAGCAACAGAUGGGUGCAGUCACAGAUCAGCUUGGACAAAUGGGUAUUGGUGGACAGAAACCACACGCGCUUUACACUACAAACUUGCUCACCGCACCUCCGGACCCACGCGAAUUGGCCCUCCCGCCUCCGGAGAUCCGUCUUCCUCCUAACGCCUGUGUCUCCCCUUCUCCGUUCGCAAACGCGGAUCCAUCAUAUCAACGUUGUACAAUAAAUGCGGUGCCUACGACGUCUACUCUACUUAACAAAUCCAAAUUGCCCUUCGGCUUGGUUUUGACGCCAUACCGUUCGUUAAAAGAGGGCGACCCGCCUGUCCCACUGGUAACAGAUACCGUCAUCGCUCGAUGCCGUCGUUGCAGGACAUAUAUUAACCCUUUUGUACAAUUCAUUGAUGGAGGGAACCGCUGGCGUUGCACCCUCUGUAUGAUGUCCAACGAGGUUCCGCAACUAUUUGACUGGGAUCAAGAACGGAAUCAACCCGCCGAUAGAUGGGCUCGCGCGGAGUUGAACCACUCGGUUGUCGAGUUCGUCGCCCCAGCAGAGUACAUGGUUCGACCACCCCAACCUGUUUUCUAUUGCUUCCUUAUCGACGUAAGCCAUACUGCUAUCUCGUCGGGUAUGGUUGCAACUGCCUGUCGGACGUUGCUCGAGUCAUUGGACAGGAUUCCAAAUGAAGACAAUAGGACGAAGAUUGCGAUUAUCGGAUUUGAUGUUGCAUUAUACUUUUUCUCUAUGACGCCUGAUUCCACCGAUGCAACUAUGAUGGUUGUUUCGGAUUUAGACGACGUCUAUCUGCCGAAACCUAAUGAUCUUCUUGUAAACCUUACCGAAGCUCGCGCUGCAAUUGAGGCACUCCUCGGUCGCUUGAACGAGAUGUUCCAGGAAUCCCACACCGUCGGAAGUGCCUUGGGCCCUGCUAUGCAAGCCGGAUACAAGUUGAUAUCGUCUGUUGGCGGAAAGCUUGUGGUCUUAUCUUCGAGUCUACCAAGUUUAGGCUCGGGUGUGUUGAAAAAUAGAGAAGACCCUAAAAUUCUCGGAACGGCAAAGGAAUCGAGCUUAUUGCAGCCUGCAUCUUCGUUCUAUAAGACUUUUGCUAUCGACUGCUCACGCGCACAGGUCUCUGUAGACAUGUUCCUUUUCAGCGCCUCGUAUCAGGACGUUGCAACCUUGGCGUGUUUACCGCAUUACACGUCUGGUCAGACUUACUUCUAUCCUGGGUUUAACGCUGCGAAAGCAGAGGAUGCAAUUAAGUUUGCGCAUGAGUUCGGAGAGGUAGUUGCUAUGCCCAUCAUGCUCGAAGCAGUCAUGCGCGUACGUGCUACAAAAGGCUUGCGCAUGGCGUCCUUCCACGGUAACUUCUUCGUUCGGUCAACCGACCUUCUCGCCAUGCCAGCAGUACCACAAGACCAGUCUUAUGCUAUUGAGAUCCAGAUCGAGGAAAACAUUACGCAGGCAUUCGUUGUUCUUCAGACUGCCAUUCUUCAUAGUACCUGCAAUGGUGAACGGAGAAUUCGCGUCGUCACGCUUGCCUUACCGACAACGACUAACUUGUCCGAAGUGUACGCCUCCGCGGAUCAAGUUGCAAUUGCAACCUUAUUGGCAAACAAGGCGGUUGAGCGUUCUCUGUCACACAAGCUGGAAGAUGCGCGCGACGCUGUCGUAAAUAAGAUGGUCGAAAUUCUCACUACGUACAAGAGUAGCAUGACUGCUGCGGGCUCUGGUGCGAGUGCACAGCUUUCUGUUUGCGAAAACAUGAAGAUGCUUCCUGUUCUAUUGCUUGGCCUGUUGAAAAACGUCGGAAUUCGUCAAAGCGCGCAAAUUCCUCCAGAUCUCCGAGCAUAUGCGCAAGCCUUGUUGACUUCUCUACCAUCUCAGUUACUAAUGCCCUACAUCUACCCGACAUUCUACUCUUUGCAUAAUAUGUCACCUGAGGCCGGGACGAUGGGCGAGCACGGUCUCGUUAUGCCAACACCGCUCCCUCCAACCUCAGAGCGCCUUGAACGCCAUGGUCUGUUCUUAAUAGAAGACGGCCAGACAAUGUUCCUCUGGAUUGGACGUGACGCUGUCCCGCAACUCGUACAAGACGUGUUCGACAUUCCUUCAUAUGAUCAACUCCGAGGCGGGAAGACGACAUUACCACUCCUGGACAACAACUUCUCUCAACGCGUGAAUGCUAUCAUCGCCAAGACGCGUGAAAUGCGACGCGGACCCUACUGGCCGCACUUAUACAUCGUGAAAGAGGACGGUGAGCCGCCCUUGCGACUUUGGGCACUGAGCUGUCUCGUACAAGACCGAGCGGACGUCAUGCCGAGUUAUCAACAGUUUAUCUCGCAGUUGAAGGACAAGGUGAAUGGUUCGAGCUACUAAUUAGACUAUAUACGUACUUCAAAUUCAUGCCUUUUUCAUACCCAUACUCUCUGUUGACUUGUGUGUGGUGAUGAUGGCAUGCAUGUAAAUCCGUCUCUUAUAAUGGUUUCUCUUUUCUAUACUUUGCUUUCCUUG